UACACGGACAAAGUUUAGCAGUUGACAAUUCUUUUCUGACAAGUUAUUCCCUAUCCAAUAUAACAAUAGAUCUUUGAUUGAUAACUAUAUUUCAUUUAAAAAUAUAGCCAACUAUCAUAGCUCUUGUAUGAAUCAGAUGUAAUCGGACUAGUGUAGAGACUAACAAAGCCAUGUGUACCAGCUACAACGAGAGUAUGGUCUCCCAACAAGAAACUGAUAAAUGUUCUUUAUCCAUUACAGGUAGUCGAGAGAACCUCCUGUGUAAAGAUGUCAGCCAAGCCUUUCAGAUUUGAGCCGAUUACUCCAGCCUAUCAACCCGUUACGUACAACGCAGUAACAUUAGAGCCAUCCAUCGCUGUUCCUGGUCGAUUAUCCCAACCAUCUGUCAAUACGUGGAAAAACUGUAUCUACAGAAAGGUUGGACAAGUGAGAAACAAYGUGGAAAACAUUAAAAUAACAUCAGACUUGGUUUCUUCUGUCAAACAGUUCAUUGAGGAGAGAUCAUUCAGCUCAGUUGUUGCUCGUAAGACUGCAGCAUCAUUAACAAAGGAACGUACAGACGUCGAUCAUCCAGUGUACACAGGUAGCCCAUCAGACAUCCUGUUCAUCGGCAUGAAUACCCCGUAUGACGUCCAACUUGACCAAGAAAACAACAAUGCUUUUGAACAACAAGAGGAACAUCAAAGAAUGAUCAUUCAAACUGCAUUAAUGGAAAUCAACGCGAUCUGUCAAAGCACUGGCCUCGCUCCCAUGAGUGCAGCUGCUGCCACCAAGUUCCUGAUGGCAAGAGAUUUUGAUGUUGAGAAAACUGUGUCAUUGUACAACAAGUACCAGUCUCAGAGAAAGCUGUACCGUAUGGAAAACAUGUCACCCUUCAAGAAUCCUUUACAAGAAGAGAUCUACAGUGGCAGAUUCACUGUCUUGAACACAAGUGACCAAGAUGGCGCAGGAGUUGUGUACUUGUCUGCUAAACGAUUGAGUCAUCAUACUGACCACAAUACCAUAAUCAAUAAUAUCUACUUCCAGAUGGAUGAGGCAAUCAAAAGUCCUGAGAUGCAGAAAAAUGGGCUUGUACUUCUGUAUGACUUUAGUCAAGUUACCUUCAAAAGCUGUGAUAUCAAACUAUGCGCGAAGAUCUUAACCCUGUUCAAGGAAGCGUUCCCUGUUGUCCUCAAGAAAGUCUUUUUGAUAUCCCCUCCUUUCUGGUUAGCCGCCAGAAUGAGACUCCUUGAACCAGGGCUUCUUCGUGACUUGAACGCCCAGACUGUCUCAGCAAAUGUCCUGAAAGAACGGUUACCAGUCACGUGCAUUCCCGACAGUCUUGGCGGUACUCUUGCUGUCAAUCAUCUGACGUGGAUCUGUCAGUGUAUGGCUGUUCAUUCAGCACGCAUCGAGAGUGGAAAGCACAAGUUAUCAAAACUAGUCAAACGAAGACCAAAAAAAUUUUCAAGACAGCAGUCUAAAAGAAAACAGUCUAAAAGAAACAUCUAAGAAAUCUAAGGGAUAAAACUAGUGGAUAUUUUGUAUAUACUAUUGUAAAAAUGAUUGAAAUAGUGAGA
This is a messenger RNA of Actinia tenebrosa (Australian red waratah sea anemone), 1559 nucleotides long. Its product is annotated as tyrosine-protein phosphatase non-receptor type 9-like. Gene Ontology annotation, molecular function: phosphatidylinositol bisphosphate binding. Gene Ontology annotation, cellular component: membrane. Lineage: Eukaryota; Metazoa; Cnidaria; Anthozoa; Actiniaria; Actiniidae. The record is from RefSeq and is a predicted model, not a curated record.